Messenger RNA from Brettanomyces nanus, 3147 nucleotides. RefSeq lists its product as uncharacterized. Bases 1 to 3147 code for a protein of 1048 amino acids. Gene Ontology annotation, cellular component: chromatin; nucleus. Gene Ontology annotation, molecular function: ATP binding; ATP hydrolysis activity; ATP-dependent chromatin remodeler activity. The record is from RefSeq and is a predicted model, not a curated record. The transcript has 2 exons. NCBI's taxonomy places the organism in Eukaryota, Fungi, Ascomycota, Pichiomycetes, Pichiales, Pichiaceae. Gene Ontology annotation, biological process: nucleosome organization; regulation of transcription by RNA polymerase II.
AUGACCCAUUCCACAGCCGACAUGAAUUUAUUACAUACGGCUCAGGAUGGAUUACCACUCACUGAUAAUAUUAAAGAAGUUAUUCCUAUUGGUUACAGCCCUUCAAUUUACCCGGGAUCCAAGCAUACGUUUACUCCGAAGGAGAAACAUAGUUUUUACUUUGCAAAAGAAGGUAAGAAGAAAUUCAACGCCAAUGAAACUGCGCAGAGAUACAAAUAUCUUUUAGAUAUCUCAGAUGUAUUCAGCAAAUUCUUAAUUUCCAAAUCAGAAAAAGAUUCACGUUUUGCUGAGGUGUUGCACACUCUACAGAAAGAGAAGGCAGCGGAAACGAAGGCCGAGAACAGGAGACAGAGAAAAACGGAAAAGGAGGAGGACGAAGAACUUUUAAGAGAACAAAAUGAACCUGAUGUCAGCGAUGAAAAGACAUUUGAAUUUACUGAUAGUCCUGCGUACGUCAAUGGAUUGCUAAGAACGUAUCAAGUUCAGGGUCUAAACUGGUUAAUCUCGUUGGAUGCAAAUCACCUUUCUGGAAUAUUGGCUGACGAGAUGGGUCUUGGUAAAACUUUGCAGACCAUUUCGUUUUUGGGAUACCUUAGAUACAUAAGAAAGAUUCCCGGUCCUCAUUUAAUCGUGGUUCCAAAGUCUACUUUGGAUAAUUGGAAAAGAGAAUUCACCAAAUGGACGCCGGAAGUCAAUACGGUAGUGCUAACAGGUAAUCGGGAAGAAAGAACUGAGAUCAUUAAGGAGAGAAUUAUGUCAUGUGAUUUUGAUGCUUUGAUUUCUUCUUAUGAAAUCGUCAUUCGUGAAAAAGCUAUAUUGAAGAAGUUCAACUGGAGGUAUAUUGUAGUGGACGAAGCACAUAGAUUAAAGAACGAAGACUCUCUUUUAUCCCAGAUCAUUAGAAUGUUCCAUUCGAAGAAUAGAUUGUUGCUCACCGGUACUCCCUUGCAAAAUAACUUACAUGAGUUGUGGGCAUUGUUAAACUUCUUACUGCCAGAUAUCUUUUCUGACUCUGAGACUUUUGAUGAUUGGUUUUCCGGCGCAAAGGAGGUUGAAGAUGAGAGUGACAGACCGAACCAGGAUUUGGUCGUUCACCAGUUACAUAAGGUUCUUCAACCGUUCCUUCUUAGACGGAUCAAAUCAGAUGUGGAAAGGUCUUUGCUUCCCAAAAAGGAGUUGAAUGUCUACGUUGGAAUGUCAGACAUGCAAAAGAAAUGGUAUCAGAAGAUAUUAGAGAAGGAUAUAGAUGCUGUCAAUGGGGCCAACGGUAAGAAAGAAUCUAAGACAAGAUUGCUCAAUAUAGUUAUGCAAUUGAGAAAAUGCUGCAAUCAUCCUUAUUUGUUUGAUGGUGCUGAGCCUGGUCCUCCUUAUAGUAACGAUGAGCAUUUGGUGUAUAACUCUGGUAAGAUGCUUGUGUUGGAUAGACUAUUGAAGCGACUGAAGGCGCAGGGAUCCAGGGUGUUAAUAUUUUCCCAGAUGAGUCGUAUGCUUGAUAUUUUGGAGGAUUAUACUGUUUUCCGUGGCUGGAAGUAUUGCCGAAUUGAUGGACAAACGGAUCACGCGGAUCGUAUAAAGGCUAUUGACGAUUAUAAUGAACCAGGAUCCAGCAAGUUCUUAUUCCUCUUGACCACGCGUGCUGGUGGUUUGGGAAUAAAUUUGACAUCUGCCGAUGUUGUUGUUCUAUACGAUAGUGACUGGAAUCCCCAGGCCGAUUUGCAGGCUAUGGACCGUACACAUCGUAUAGGCCAAAAGAAGCAGGUGAAAGUGUUUAGAUUUGUGACCGAAAAUGCAAUUGAGGAGAAGAUUAUAGAGCGUGCAUCUCAAAAAUUGCGAUUGGAUCAAUUGGUAAUUCAGCAAGGACGACAGCUGGCUUCUCAGGAUCAUAAAACUAACUCUAAGGAGGCAUUAUUAACGAUGAUUCAACAUGGUGCUGCCAAUGUAUUGAGAACCCAGAACGGCGAAGGGGACGACGGCAACGUGAAGAAGGAGAUGAGUGAUGACGAGAUUGAGAGAAUCUUGCAGCAAUCAGAGAAGAAGACGCAUGAGCUGAAAUCAAAGUUUUCAUCUUUGGGUUUUGACGACUUGCAAAACUUUACUUCUGGUGAUUCUGUGUACGAAUGGAACGGCAAGAAUUUCGAGAAGAAGAAGCCUUCGACCGCGGACAGUACAGGAUUGGGUAUUGGCGCAUUUUCGUGGAUUGGUCCUGCGAAAAGGGAAAGGAAAAGCAACUAUUCUGUUGACCAGUAUUACAGAGAAGUGUUGAAUACGCAUGGAGGAAGUAAACCACAUAUCGAAAACAGAGAUAUUAGACAACCAAAGCAUCUCAACCUGUAUGAUCAUCAGUUCUAUCCUACUCAGUUGUGGAUGUUACACGACAUGGAAAUGAAUCAUUAUAGAAAAGUUGUCAAGCAAGGGGCGGAAUUGGUCAAAGGUCCUAAACAGACAAUGAUGCUACGAAAGUUGGACCAGCAAUUGGACCAAGCAGAGAUUGAUCACUCUCGGGCGUUAACCCCAAAAGAGGAAGAAUUAAAGCAGGAACUACUUGAUCAAGGAUAUGGAAAUAUGUUGAGACGUGAUUUCUUUCAGUUUAUUGGAGCCUGUGCGAAGUAUGGACGAAACAAUAUGGAGGCUAUUGCUUCGGAGUUUCCAGAGAAGACGCUAGAGGAGGUGAAAGAGUAUGCUGGUGCAUUUUGGGAAAACUUUCGCGAAGUGGAUGGCUACGAAAGGCAAUUGGGACAUGUCGAACAGGGUGAAGAUAGAAUCCGAAAAAACAUCAUACAAAAAGAAAUGCUUAGAAGGAAAGUCAGCCAGUACGAGUACCCAGUAGAGGAAUUGAAGCUCAAAUAUCCACCACAUAGCGCUUCUAAGAAGAUGACGUUCAACGAAGAUGAAGACCGGUUUCUUAUCAUUCAGAUGUUUCGAAUUGGGAUUGAUAAUCCGGACAUUUACGAGUUGAUACGUCAAUCCAUCAAUGAUAGCCCUAUGUUUAGAUACGACUACUUUUUCAACAGUCGAACAGCCACGGAGUUGAACAGGCGGUGUAUUACAAUAUUAAGCUCUCUUCAAAAAGAGUUUGCGAAACAGCUUCCCGAAUGGAAGCGUGAGAGUAGUAGUGUUCCUGAGAGAAAGACCAAGAGAAGAAGAUGA